AUGGCAGACCCUGUACCGGUUCCCUUCCAGGUGAUCCUGUCCGAGCUGAGCCCGGCAGGUGAGGUGCCCUUUUUCGAGACCUGGAUGCUGACCUGCAUGCCCGAGGAGGGGAAGAUCCUCAACCCCGACCACCCCUGCUUCCGCCCCGACUCCACCAAGGUGGAGUCCUUGGUCGCCCUCCUCAACAACUCCUCUGAGAUGAAGCUGGUACAGAUGAAGUGGCAUGAGGCAUGUCUGAGCAUCUCGGCUGCCAUCCUGGAGAUCCUCAAUGCUUGGGAGAAUGGUGUCCUCACCUUUGAGUCCAUCCAGAAAAUCACUGACAACAUCAAGGGGAAGGUGUGCAGCAUGGCAGUGUGUGCAGUGGCCUGGCUGGUGGCCCACGUCCGCAUGCUGGGCCUGGAUGAGCGAGAGAAGUCUCUGCAGAUGAUCCGGCAGCUGGCCACCCCCCUGUACAGCGAGAACACGCUGCAGUUCUACAACGAACGCGUGGUGAUCAUGAGCUCCAUCCUGGAGCACAUGUGCGCGGACGUCCUCCAGCAGACAGCCACGCAGAUCAAGUUCCCCUGCACGGGCAUGGACACCAUUCCCUACUGGAACCUGCUGCCCCCCAAGAAGCCCAUCAAGGAGGUUCUGACCAGUGUCUUCACCAAGGUGCUGGAGAAGGGCUGGGUCGACAGCGAGCUGCUCUAUGCCAUCUUCUGCCUGGACAUGCAGCAGCUGACGCUCACCCUGCUGGGUCACAUCCUGCCCAACCUGCUCACGGAUUCCUCCAAGUGGCACACGCUCAUGGACCCGCCAGGAAAGGCUUUGGCCAAGCUCGCUGUCUGGUGUGCCCUGAGCUCCUACUCCUCCCACAACAAGGGCCAGGCGUCUGCCAGGCAGAAGAAAAGGCACCGAGAGGAUAUUGAGGAUUACAUCAGCCUGUUUCCGCUGGACGACACGCAGCCUUCCAAGCUCAUGCGCCUGCUGAGCUCCAACGAGGAAGACUCCAACACCCUCUCCAGCCCCAAUCGCUCCAUGAGCAGCUCGCUCUCCGCCUCCCAGCUCCACACGGUCAGCAUGAGGGACCCACUCAACAGGGUGCUAGCAAACCUCUUCCUGCUCAUCUCUUCCAUCCUGGGGGCCAAGACAGCCGGCACCCACACCCAGUUUGUCCAGUGGUUCAUGGAGGAGUGUGUGGACUGCCUGGAGCAGGGCAGCCGUGGCAGCAUCCUCCAGUUCAUGCCCUUCACCAUGGUUUCAGAGCUGGUGAAAGUAUCCACCAUGUCCAGUCCCAGAAUUGUCUUGGCCAUCACCGAUCUCAGCCUGACCCUGGGCCGCCGUGUCGCUGCCAAGGCCAUUGCUGCGCUGUGAUGAGCGGGGCCGUUCC
Antrostomus carolinensis (chuck-will's-widow) is the source of this 1369-nucleotide messenger RNA. RefSeq names its product mediator complex subunit 24 (gene MED24). The record is from RefSeq and is a predicted model, not a curated record. Bases 1 to 1353 code for a protein of 450 amino acids. The transcript is spliced from 10 exons. NCBI's taxonomy places the organism in Eukaryota, Metazoa, Chordata, Aves, Caprimulgiformes, Caprimulgidae. Gene Ontology annotation, molecular function: transcription coregulator activity. Gene Ontology annotation, cellular component: mediator complex. Gene Ontology annotation, biological process: positive regulation of transcription initiation by RNA polymerase II.